Molecule: messenger RNA, 6106 nt
Organism: Paramisgurnus dabryanus
Lineage: Eukaryota; Metazoa; Chordata; Actinopteri; Cypriniformes; Cobitidae
Gene: gucy1b1
Product: guanylate cyclase 1 soluble subunit beta 1
Biological process (GO): response to oxygen levels; cGMP biosynthetic process
Cellular component (GO): guanylate cyclase complex, soluble
Molecular function (GO): heme binding; guanylate cyclase activity
Source: RefSeq, a predicted model, not a curated record
UGGCUAGAUCCUCUGUCAAUAACAUCGAGCUUGUCUAAGGAAUGGUGGUCCACUCGUAACAGCUGUGCGGUGCAUCCAUCCAUGCUGGUGUUCUGGUGUUUAUUAUUUUAAUCUAUCGAAAACAGGGAUUUGGUGGAUCUGUCGAAACAUGUACGGAUUUGUCAACCACGCACUUGAACUUCUGGUGCUGAGAAAUUAUGGACCUGACGUAUGGGAAGACAUUAAGAAAGAAGCUCAGCUUGAUGUAGAAGGACAGUUUCUCGUCAGAUUUAUAUAUGAAGAUGCCAAAACAUACGACCUUGUGGCUGCUGCAAGCAAGGUUCUAAAAGUAGAUGCCGGAGACAUUUUGCAACUGUUUGGGAAAAUGUUCUUUGAGUUCUGUCAAGAAUCAGGCUAUGACACCAUCCUCCGAGUGUUGGGCUCCAAUGUUCGUGAAUUUUUACAAAAUCUGGAUGCAUUGCAUGACCAUCUGGGCACCAUCUACCCUGGUAUGCGUGCGCCCUCCUUCCGCUGUACGGAUGCAGAGAAAGGGAACAACCUUAUUCUACACUAUUACUCUGAGAGAGAAGGUCUCCAGGACAUCGUCAUAGGGAUAAUCAAGACAGUUGCACAACAGAUUCAUGGAACCGAGAUUGAGAUGAAGGUCAUUCAGCAGAAGAGUGAAGAGUGUGAUCAUAUUAAGUUCUUGAUUGAAGAGAAGGACUCAGAGGAAGAGGCUUUUUAUGAAGACUUGGAUGGUUUUGAGGAGAAUGGAACUCAAGAGACACGGAUCAGUCCAUAUACCUUCUGCAAGGCUUUUCCUUUCCAUCUGAUGUUUGACAAAGACCUAAUGCUCACACAGUGUGGCAAUGCCAUCUUCAGAGUUCUGCCACAGCUGCAACCUGGCAUUUGUAACCUGUCCUCAGUGUUCUCUCUGGUGCGGCCGCAUAUAGACUUCAGUUUCCAUGGCAUCUUGUCUCACAUCAACACUGUGUUUGUGUUGCGGAGUAAGGAGGGCCUCUUGAACGUAGAGACUGCAGAGAAUGAAGAUGAACUCACAGGCACAGAGAUCAGCUGUCUUAGACUGAAGGGCCAAAUGAUUUCCCUUCCAGAGACUGAAAACAUCCUGUUCCUGUGCUCACCAAGUGUUAUGAAUCUGGAUGACCUGACAAGGAGAGGUCUGUACUUGAGUGACAUUCCCCUUCACGAUGCCACCCGUGACCUUGUGCUCCUGGGGGAGCAGUUUCGUGAAGAGUACAAGUUGACCCAGGAGCUGGAGAUCCUGACGGACCGUCUGCAGCACACUCUCCGAGCCCUGGAGGAUGAAAAGAAGAAGACAGACAGGUUGCUGUAUUCAGUUCUGCCUCCCUCUGUAGCCAAUGAGCUGCGGCACAAACGGCCAGUACCGGCUAAGCGAUAUGACAACGUGACGAUUCUUUUUAGCGGCAUUGUGGGGUUCAAUGCGUUCUGCAGCAAACAUGCAUCUGCAGAGGGAGCCAUAAAAAUUGUCAACCUGCUCAACGACAUCUACACCAGAUUUGACAUUCUCACAGAUUCUCGGAAGAACCCUUAUGUCUACAAGGUGGAGACUGUUGGUGAUAAAUACAUGACGGUGAGUGGUCUCCCGGAACCCUGCACCCAUCAUGCAAAAUCUAUCUGUCAUCUGGCCCUGGACAUGAUGGAGAUUGCUGGGCAGGUUAAAGUGGACGAGGACCCAGUACAGAUCACCAUUGGAAUCCAUACAGGAGAGGUGGUCACAGGGGUUAUAGGUCAAAGAAUGCCCCGCUACUGCUUAUUUGGAAAUACGGUCAACCUCACAAGUCGUACAGAGACCACAGGAGAGAAAGGAAAGAUAAAUGUGUCGGAGUACACAUACAGGUGUUUGCAGUCAGUGGAAAAUGCAGAUACUCAGUUUCAUUUGGAGUACAGAGGACCUGUGACCAUGAAGGGAAAGAAAGAGCCAAUGAAAGUGUGGUUUCUUUCACGUAAGACUUGAAGAGUCUUAAAGUGGUGCCACAACAGUGCCAUUUACAUUCAUUUCGCAGAUUCAUAUGUUGAUUCUAAAAUCUGUGAAUAUGUUUUUUAUUUAAGAUCAUUUUAUUAUUUCCAACCAAGGGGUCAAAUGAAAAGACACAGUUAAGAAUGUUCUUCAGUGACCCCUGCAGUUGAAGUGCCAAUUAUAUCUAAUUCACAGAUAAUGAAACAAAGGAAAAGUAAUACAGACUGUAUGCAUUUUACAUUGAGGUAUAGAAAUGUCCAUCCAUUAGAUCUAUUUUGAAACUACAAACUAUUACCAACUAUUGAAUUAAGACAGAACAUAGAGCAUUUGACAUUAUUCAGGUCACUGGCAAAUUCAGGAAACAUUUUAUUAUUGUGUCACUGAGGGAAAAAGUCAUUUUCAUUUUAAUUAUAUUUAAUAUUAUGAGCACCACCACUUUUCAAGGAUACAGUUUUACUGUGCACAUAAUUCUGACAUUCAGUAGAGACACAACACACUUUGUUACUGUAUUAUACUGUGUAUUAUAAUAUUGUUAUGCAUUUAUUCAAGCUUUUUAAAGUCGCCAUGAAACAGAAGUGACCAUUGUCUUAUUUUCCCCAUGGUGACGUAUAUCUGAGUGAAGCUGCUUCUGAAAUCAAAUAAGGCAGUCCAUCGAGAACUGAUUGGAUCGUUUGUAGUUGGGUCGUGUUGUUAAUUGCUAAUUCCUGCAAUCUUUUCCGCCUUUUCCACUGUCCACCUGUCAUAUCAUAUGACCUGAAGUAAAGAGAGAGAUUGUUUUGAGGAGGGGAGGAGAUUUGAGUUUUUGAUUAAAGAUUAUAGGGCAUAUGAAUUUUUAAAAAAUAAUGGUCACAGAUAAAUAAUUUGUGAAAAUACCACAAUAUUCCAAAACAAAUUACAGUUUUUCUUUUAAAUUUCAUGGCGACUUUAAAGUUGAAGUAUUAUUGAAUUCACAAGACCAUCUACACUCUGAAAAUGUUGGGUUAUUUUCAACCCAACGUUGGGUCAAAAAGAGACGAGCCCAUUGGUUGUAAUUUAACCUAUGCUGGGUUGUUUUAACCCAUUGUUGGGUCAAAUUUUGACCUAAUAAUUUUCUGGGUUAAUUUUAAUUUAACCCAACGUCUGGAUUAAAAAAUAACCCUACAAUUUUAGACUGUACAAUUUUCCAACCUUAUUUUUUAUGUUUCUAAGGAAAAUGUGUAAGCUAUACAUAAAAAUGCAUUGCAGUUAUACUUACACUCUAAAAACAAAUAGCACUAAAAGUGGUUCAUUGGCUCGUAAUCAUAGGGGAACAAUUUUAAGUAUGGCACUUAUGUAGUACCUGUGUAGCACCUGUGUAGAAACCUUUUGAACCCUACUGUAGAACCAUAUCUGGUGCUAUAGUGUUGCUAUAUCACCCCUGUAUGGUUUUUGAUAGUUGCUUUAUAGGUGCUGUAUAGCACUAAAAAUGGUUGAUUUAUGAUAUGAUUACGAGCUUUUAGUGCUAUUUAGCACCAUUUUUUUUUCAGAGUGUACACUCUUAGAGUGUAAAAACUAGAGAAUUUGUCAUACUUGUACAUAGCAAGUUAUUUUAUUUAACAGUACACACACGUGUAUAUUCUUACAAUAAUGUUAUUCUAUAUUACUAUAAGCAAUUGAGUCAAUAUAUUCUAAAUGUUUCUAAAUAAGUGAGUAUUUGAUUUUUAAAAAGUGGCUGUAAUUAAUUGGUCUGGGAGUAUUCAUUGAAUUUCAGAGAAAUCUAUUUAUAGGAACUCUGCCGAUAACAUUAAGGUUUUAUUUACACCCCAAGAAAAUUGUGCUGUGUUUUGUUGUACUGAAAAUAAGCAUUGUACCUGCUCAAUAAUGUUGUCUUGCUGCUAUUUUUUAUUAGUAUUUUAAACUAUUGUAUUCUCUACAGAGCUCUUCUCAUUAGUCUAUCUAGAUAAAGUUACAGUUACAUCUAAACUAAAACAGUCAUGGUUCAGUUUGCUAAUUCUUACAUUUUCUUGUGGCUCCAAUAAAUCAUUCUGAACAACAAAGUUUCACACACCAAGCUAAGCCUAACGUGAAACAUUAUGACAUCACUGUUUUCAAUUAGACUUUCAACAAUCAUCUGACAAAUUAUCAUUUACUUGUGUCUUUUGUGUAGUUAAACAUUACCUUCUGGACAUGCUGGCACAAUCCCCUCACUGUCCUACCCAUUUACUAGAAAAUGUUAACUAAGGUCAGCAGUUAUUUACAUACAUGCUGGUAUCUUCAUUAAUUACAAUAAGAACAAUAAAUUUGUCGCAAUGCCCUGCAAGCAUUUAGUGUCUACUGUACACAGACUCACAAUACACACGUUUGUUCUCUACAUUAAUGAGGACAUCUCAGAGACGUCCAUUGUUUUAAUAUCAGGCUAGUGAUAUACAGGUCCAUCUCUAUAAAUUAGAAUAUUGUGGAAAAGUUCCAUUUAUUUCAGUAAUUCAGCUGAAAUUGUGGAACUCGUGUAAUAAAUAAAUUCAAUGCACACAGACUGAAGUACUUCUUUUUUUUAAUUGUGAUGAUAUUGGCUCACAUUUAACAAAAACCCACCAAUUCACUAAUUCAACAAAUUAGAAUAUGUUAACAGGACAAUCAGCUAAACACCUUCAUCUAGGUUUCCUAAGCCUCCUCGGUUUGAUUCACUAGGUUAAACAAUCAUGGGGAAGACUGCUGAUCUGACAGUUGUCCAGAAGACAUUUAUUGACCCCCUUCACAAGUAAAAUCAGCCACAAACAUUCAUUGCCAAAAAAAAGCAGAGUGCUGUAUCCAAGUAUGUUAACAAAAUGUUGAGUAGGAAAAAAGUGUGGAAGAAAAAGAUGCACAACCAACUGAGAGAACUGCAGCCUUGAGAGGCUUGUCAAUCAAAAUUGAUUCAAGAAUUUGGGUGAACUUCACGAGGAACUUCGAGGAACCACACGUGUCAAGGAAUUUGGCAACAGUUGUCAGAGGCGUCUUAGGGCUAAGGAGAAAAAGAACUGGACUGCUGCCCAGUAGUCCAAAGUCCUCUUUUCAGAUGAGAGCAAGUUUUGUAUUUCAUUUGGAAACCAAUGUCCUAGAGUCUCGAGGAAGGGCUGAGAAGCUCAUAGGCCAAGUUGCUUGAAGUCCAGUCUUAAGUUUCCACAGUCUGUGAUGAUUUGGGGUGCAAUGUCAUCUGCUGGUAUUGGUCCAUGGUGUUUUUUGAAACUGAAAGUCACUGUACCCAUUUACCAAGAAAAUUUGAGCACUUGCUACCUUCUGCUAACCAGCUUUUUAUAGAUGCUGAUUUCAUUUUCCAGCAGGAUUGUCACCUACCCACACUACCAAAAACACCAAAAGUUGGUUUAAUGACCAUAGUUUUGGUGUGCUUGACUGGCCAGCAAACUCACCAAACCUGAACCCCAUAGAGAAUCUAUGGGGUAUUAUCAAGAGGGAAAUGAGAAACAAUACCAAAAAAUUCAAAUGAGCUAAAGGCCACUGAUAGAAACCUGGGCUUCCAUAGUAACUCAGCAGUACCACAUCGCCUCCAUGCCACGCCGAAAUGUGGAGAUUACUUUUUAUUGGUCUUAUAAAAUAUUCUUAUUUGUUGAUAUUUGUUUGGUCGGUUUUUGUUAAAUGUGAGCCAAAAUCAUCACAAUUAAAAGAAAAAAAGACCUAAAGUACUUGAAUUAAUGAAGUAAAUGAUCUUUUUCAAACAUUCAGGUGCAUCUUGGACUUUUUUCAAGAUGCACCUGUAUGUCCUAAUCCAACCACUAAACCCCACCUUUACCUAAGCCUGUAAACAUAACUGGAUUUAAAGACUAACAUUAAUUAACAUUUUGUUCAAGGGAUGUCUGGGAAACUAUUGUCAGGUGUGACAAAUACAUUGCAUACAAACCUACAACUGCAGGUGCUUCAGUGCAAUGUAUGCCAGUAAAUCAAGUUUCAAGUCAAGUACAAAUCAUGUCACCAGUUUACAAUGUUAAUUACAUAAACAUCAUUGACUUUGUCAACAAUAAAUCAUGCUAACAGAUUCUGUUAAAUUGUUUCUCUACUACGAAUCAAUAAGAUGUUCACUUAAGGCCUCUGUUGGUCAACAUUAUAAUUUGUUAAAUCAUCAUGUGAAAGUGCAUUUAUAAACCAUUUAACAUACAAUAAAACGAUUUUCACUUC